CUAGGAGUUAGGCGUAUAUAAGGCAGCCCAGCCCGGUCCAAGUCAGUCAUUCACCGGACUACCAGCCCACCACACACAAACCAAACAUGAAGGCCUUUAUCGUAUUCGCCUGCCUGGCUGUUGCCACGGCCCGCGCUGGUAUCGCGCACGGAGGUUACGGUGGCCACGGAGGUUACGGAGGCGGUUACGCCGCUGCCGGUCACGGAGGAGCGGGACUGAGCGGUGGACUCGCCGCCGGUGCCGGAACCGCCCACUCCCUUCAGGGUGGUGCCUCCAGUCUGGGAUCGGGAGGUCUUGGCGCUAGCUACGCUGCCGGUGCAGCCUCGGCUGCCGGUGCCGCUGGCGUUCAGCAAAUCGUCUCCGGUGGAGUUCUUGGUGGACGGGCUGACAUUGGACCCGCUGAGGGACCUAAGGCCAACGUAGGACCCCAGAGCGGCCCAUCCGACCUGGUUGGACCCCAAGAGGGAGCUAAAUCCGUAGGUGGACCACGUACCGGACCAUCCAGCCUCGUUGGACCAGCUGCUGGACCAUCGACCCUCGUAGGACCCUCCCAAGGAACUGCCACCCUCGUUGGCCCGUCCCAGGCCACCGCUAACCUCGUCGGACCCAGCUACGGUGGCGUUGCCUUCUAUGCUGGCUCUGGUGGCAUCAACGGUGAUGACGGCAGCUCCGGCUCCGCUGCUGCUGCUGCACCCGGCGGUCUUGGUGGUGCCGGUUUCGGAGGUGGUGCUGGUGCCAUCGCUGUGAUUGGAGGUGGCCCAGGAAUUAGCGGCGGAAUUGGCGGACACGACGCCGGAGUCGCUGUGAUCAACGGACCUAGCGGCGCCAUCCACGCUGGUCUUGGCUCCCACGGAGCUAUCAUCCCCGGCCCCAUCCAUGGAAAGUGGUAGACGGUCCUAGACCACAGCGAUCUCGGCUCGGCGACGGCGGCACACCCACCAUAGUCUUAUCGGUCAACGAUCCUCAGCGCGCUCUCUACUUAUCUACACGACUAUCUCUUCAACUUCUUUUCUUCCAUCAGCCUGAGCUUCCUCCGGGCGCCUCGGCCUCAAUCAGCCCGCGGCCCCCGAUCCGUGCUUUAUUAGUCAGACGGAUAAGGGGUUGGCGGGCGGCGCUAGGACCAGCAGACAACGCGGCUCGGUCACUCGGACCGUACGGACGCAACAACGCGCGUCUUGUAAAGUUCAGCGAGCGAGACGAUUGGAGGAGAGAAGACCCGAGGAGGCGAUGAGUGUACGCUCACGUGGGAGCUCGAGGCCCGACGAGGACGCACAAACACAAUAAACACUUAGUCAAUUGCCAAGUUCAGUCCCGUCGACUCGGGAGUCUUCUGCUUUAUGGAAAUUCAGACGCGCCGGUCCCCCAAGUGUUAUUUGAAGAGAUUCAAGGCGUAAGCCACGGGCCUUGUUGUUAGCUGGACGAGCCUCGGGUGUACUUUUACAACAUCCGCGUGCGCGCAAUCGCACGCCCACACCCCCAUACGCUCUCGCGCAGACGACCGUAAAGAGAAGAAGAAUACGAAAA
Molecule: messenger RNA, 1524 nt
Organism: Ceratosolen solmsi marchali
Lineage: Eukaryota; Metazoa; Arthropoda; Insecta; Hymenoptera; Agaonidae
Gene: apd-3l
Product: apidermin 3 like
Exons: 4
Coding region: 87-890 (267 amino acids)
Source: RefSeq, a predicted model, not a curated record